AUGAGUUCGCCAGAGGUAAAAACUUUCAAAUUUGUAUUUUGGGCUUUCAAGCCAUGCAUUGAUGGAUUCCAAACUUGUCGUCCUGUUAUUUCAGUAGAUGGAACUCAUAUGUAUGGUAAAUAUGAGAUAAAAUUGUUAAUUGUUGUUGGAGUUGACGGAAAUGAUAACAUUCUUCCUCUUGCGUUUGCUAUUGUUGACAAGGAGUCGAAAGUGGCAUGGAAAUGGUUUUUUAGGAAACUGAGUACACAUGUGAUAAAGGAUAGAGAAGACAUAUGUAUUAUCUCUGAUAGGGCAAAAGGAAUCUUGACUAGUUUAUCAGAAUUGUGGCAAUUUCAGGAGCCUCGAGCCUUUCAUCGAUUUUGUUUAAGGCAUCUUAAAAGUAACUUUCAAUCUCAAUUUCCAAACAGGGACCUCAGUAAUUUGAUGUGGAGGGCUGCUACUGCUCAUCAAGUAAGGAAGUUUGAAGCUUUGAUGUGGGAAAUUCAAGAAGAAAAUAGAGAAGCAUAUGAAUACCUCAUGCGAAUUCCAUUGAACAGAUGGACUGUUAGCCAUGAUGAUGGAAAAAGAUGGGGAGUAUUGACAACAAAUCUUUCAGAGUCUUUCAACGGACUUCUAAAGAAAGCUCGAGGCUUGCCUGUCACUGCCAUGGUUAGACUUUUAUUGGAGCAAACCGUUGAACGAUAUACUUAUAGAUGUCAAACAACUCACCAACUUGUUGAGCAAAAUGAAUUAUGGACAAGCAGUUUCAAAAUGAAGUGGGAAAAGAACUAUGAAGGUUCAAAAAAACACUUUGUUUAUGAUUGGAAUAUAUCCACAGGGGUAUAUGAGGUUAGAUCUAUACAGAUUGAUGGUACUGGUGGUAAUCCUCACUGUGUUUCAUUAAGUGAAAAAAAAUGUGAUUGUGAAAAAUGGGCAAAUUUGCACUUUCCGUGUUCAAAUGUCAUGAAGGUUACUGAAAGAAUGUGA
Messenger RNA from Solanum verrucosum, 966 nucleotides. RefSeq lists its product as uncharacterized. The record is from RefSeq and is a predicted model, not a curated record. NCBI's taxonomy places the organism in Eukaryota, Viridiplantae, Streptophyta, Magnoliopsida, Solanales, Solanaceae. The transcript has a single exon. Bases 1 to 966 code for a protein of 321 amino acids.